This is a messenger RNA of Oryzias latipes (Japanese medaka), 2980 nucleotides long. Its product is annotated as protein tyrosine phosphatase type IVA 2. Gene Ontology annotation, biological process: protein dephosphorylation. The record is from RefSeq and is a predicted model, not a curated record. NCBI's taxonomy places the organism in Eukaryota, Metazoa, Chordata, Actinopteri, Beloniformes, Adrianichthyidae.
UCCGGAAGUGGUCACAUCCAUUCACUCUGGCUAACGGGUCUUUUCUCCUCAACAUGCCUCCUUCGCAGACACGUCUGUAUAACUAGGAACGUCUGAAUUUCCCCGCGAAUCUCUUGUGUUUCCAGGUCAGGUCUAAGCCAGCCGGUUGUCAGCGGGAACCCACAGCAGCAGCCGCGUCGUCAUCAAUGGUGUGUCUACAUCCACGAGCCGUCACAUUCUCCUGUGUCCGCUCAAUGAACCAUCUCCUCAGCUCUCAUCAAAGCUGCACAUGUAUGGCGUUUGCGAAGCUCGGAGGGGAGUUUUGCCAAGCUCAGCACCUGCUGCUUAUUGUGGACAAGUGAACAGGGGGACGCCAGCUCGGCACAAUCACUGCCAUUCACUCAAACAGGUUCUUACUGCCAUCCUGUUCAACCAUAUGAGGACAAGCCAAACCUCGGUCUGCGGCCUGUCCUGGCGAGAAGGGGAGGCCUUGGUUGCAGCUUAGAAACAUUUGUUCUGUCUUAUCUUACAAAUUCCUUCUUCUGCUCUGAUUUGAGUGGGUCUUUCCUGAAUGGGCUGACUGGUUUGAAAGAGGAGGAACAGAUCUUUUAUCUUUUUUUUUUUUUUUUUUUUUAAUCUAAAUAUCUGUCUGCAGUGUCCUUAAGUUUGUAUGAAGUUCUCUUCAUCUUCAAAGUUUUUUUUGGCAGACUGUCAAAGAUUGUAAUUUUUAACUGUAAAACACUCUGAUUUUUGUCGCUAUUCUUUUAAGAGAUAAGAGAAAAGAUCAAAUUGUAAUUGAAGCUCCAGACUCAAAGUGUUUUGUCAGACUUCAGCUGCUCUAACUCUGUCUAAAAAUGAACCGACCCGCUCCCGUUGAGAUUUCCUACGACUGUCUGCGAUUCCUCAUCACCCACAAUCCUACUGACGCACAGAUGGGAAAGUUUAUAGAGGAUUUAAAGGCAUUUGGGGUAAACACUCUGGUGAGAGUGUGCGCUGCUACCUAUGACAAGACACCCGUGGAACAAGAAGGCAUACAAGUGCUGGACUGGCCUUUCGAUGAUGGUUCCGCCCCACCAGACCAGGUGGUUGGGGACUGGCUGAACCUGCUGCAAGCAAAGUUUAAAGAGCAGCCUGGCUGCUGCGUGGCUGUGCACUGUGUUGCUGGACUGGGACGAGCACCGGUGCUGGUGGCUCUGGCUUUAAUCGAGUGUGGGAUGGAAUAUGAAGAUGCUGUUCACUUAAUAAGGCAAAAACGUCGAGGCGCUCUGAACGCCAAGCAGCUGCAUUACCUCGAGGAAUACAAGUCCAAGCUUUGCCUGCGCUUGAAAGAUGCUAACGGUCAGAGCUGCUGUAUACAGUAGGAAGCUGACACAAAAUAAAAGGGAACUUUUAAUCACAUUUUGUUCUCCUGCUCGUUUUAUAGCUUCACCAAAAUAUGUAGCAAACUCCCUGAAAUGCUUUGCAUGUUAAAGUCGGAGGAUAAAAAACAUCUUUGUUGGUAAAGAUAUAUGUUGAAUCCCAAAGAUUUUCUCUGUCAGUGAACAUCACAGCUGCAGUUUGAAGCUCUGCCGAUGUUUUUCAGAGAUUCAGUUAUGCUUUUCCUAGAACCCAUAGUUCUUCCAGUACUGAAUAAAUAGUCGGCAUUAUAUGGCACGGAAAAGACAGUUCCUUUUUACAUCAUCCCCUUUUGUCAUUUUUGUUUUUAAGUUUUGUAAUCAAUGUUUUAAUAAAUAAAGCCUCCAUCCCACCAAACUCCAACAUUUGCAGCUCCACCAAAAGCAUAUGAUAAUCUUAAAAGAAUGUCCAACAUUAGCAAAGUGCAGCACUUGUGCUAUAUUUAACCAGGAUGACCUCUGCAACCUGCAUCAUGUGACCAUUUACUACAUUAUAUAUACAUAUAUAUGUUAGUUCUGCAACAGGGAGUAAAACACGAUGCUAAUAUGAUAUAAUAAUUUGUACAACCUGGUUUAUUAUCAAACUGCAGCUCAUAGUAUUCUAUAAAUCAAAGUUUCAUUCUCCCGUCUUAUAGUUGCUGUGAUCAUUUGGAAAAGAAAAAUUGUGCUUUCUGUAAAUGAUUCCAUCUUUCUAGGCUCCACUAAAGUUAAAACACUACCUGGUUCCUGUUUGUCAGUGUAAUUCUGGGUAAAUCGACUUUCGUUCUGCGCAGGAACAGAGAACCAAAGCGGGUUUGUGGCACCACGCUGCUGCUAGUGGUGCAGCUAUAGUUUCUGUUUGAAGUGCUGUCAUCAAACAUGCAUUUGGUGGAACUGGAGCUGGAGUUUCUUCUGACUACCGUAGUAUUUAUUAAGAAAAGGGCUUGAAAACACGUAGACGUUUGCAAGAUUUCAAGGAUUUUUUUGGUUCCAUUGUGAAAAAAAUGGGAUUUUUAAAUCCUGCAUAAAAGCAAAUUUGCAUGGAGAAAAAGGAGGCAGGAUGCUUGGAUGGGUGAAGGUUUUUGUAGAAUAUCCUAUUCGCUGUGGAGCUUUAAGUCACUGCUAUUCAAUGAGUGUUUUCAAUGCUUUUUGUGAGGGAACUUUCAUGGAACUUCCUGCUCACACCUAAACACACUGUUCAGUGAUAGUCUGCAUGACAUCAGUGUUCUCUGGGGUGCUUUGUUUAAUAACCUUUAAGAAGCAGAUUGAAAAAGCACAUCAAUAGAAAAAUGCUGCUGUAGUGUCAGUUUGUUGUCACAUUAAUAGAUCAAUUUCUCAAACACUGUUUCUGUAGAUACAACAACAGAACCAGCUAGAUCUCCAACUGAAACCUCAGUGUCCAUGGUUUUAUGGCCCUCCGGCACUCCGUAGUUCCUCAACUUACUGCUGUGCUCUCGACUGGCUUCUGCUCUUUGUGCUUUUUUGUUUUCUGAUGAUUUUCUCUCCUUUUGUGUCUUGAGCUGUUUGCUCUGGAUGUUGAUGAAGUUUUCCCUUUCUUUGUGAAGAGUCUGUUCCUUUCCAGACAACACAUGUUCGUCUUGGAUAAAUAAAAGUGUUUGGUGCCGCCA